Etheostoma spectabile (orangethroat darter) is the source of this 1909-nucleotide messenger RNA. It is a transcript of the gene abraxas2, whose product is annotated as abraxas 2, BRISC complex subunit. The transcript is spliced from 9 exons. Gene Ontology annotation, molecular function: microtubule binding; polyubiquitin modification-dependent protein binding. Gene Ontology annotation, cellular component: nucleus. Gene Ontology annotation, biological process: protein K63-linked deubiquitination; attachment of spindle microtubules to kinetochore; mitotic spindle assembly. Lineage: Eukaryota; Metazoa; Chordata; Actinopteri; Perciformes; Percidae. The coding region runs from base 66 to 1421 and encodes 451 amino acids. The record is from RefSeq and is a predicted model, not a curated record.
UUGCAUUUGAGGAGCGUGCUUUCAACCGCAGGGGGCAUCGAGCUGAUGAUAGGGAUGUUUCCAUCAUGGCGGCAUCCAUUUCAGGUUAUACUUUUAGUUCUGUGUGCUAUCACAGCGCCAAUAGCAACUCAGAUCAUGAGGGCUUCCUAUUAGGAGAUGUAAGGCAAGAAGAGACUGUCAGCAUCAGUGACACACAGAUCAGCAGUGCAGAAUUGCUCCAGGUAGUAGAAAUCCAUAACCAUGAUCCUUGUGCACAGUUAUUUAGCUUUUAUGACUACGCAGGGAAACUCAAUGAAGAAAAUCUCAACAGCAUUCUUAAAGACAGGCGGAAAAACGUCAUUGGUUGGUAUCGGUUCCGGAGAAACACGCAGCAGCAGAUGUCGUUCAGGGAACAGAUCAUCCACAAACAGCUGACUCAGCUGCUUGGUGUUCCCGACCUUGUUUUCCUCCUUUUCAGCUUUAUCUCAACCGCCAACAGCUCCACGCACGCACUGGAGUAUGUGCUCUUUAGACCUAACCGCAGUAGGUUCAACCAGAGGAUCACUCUUACAAUCCCAAACCUUGGCAACACAAGCCAGCAGGAAUACAAAGUCUCCUCAGUGCCCAACACCUCACUCAACUACACCCAGGUCAUCAAAGAGCAUGGAGCUGAAUUCUUUGACAAAGAUGGUGUGAUGAAGGAUAUCCGAACAAUAUUCCAAGUCUACAGUGCACUACAAGAUAAAGUGCAGGCUGUGUGUGGGGAGGUAGAACAAAGUGAACGUGUGAGGGAGAAAAUUCAAGAGGACGUGAACAAACUCAAACAGCAAAUUGCUCUCAGGAAACACAAGACGGCACAAGAGGAGAGAAGGCUGUGUGAGGCCCAAAAUGUAGACUCCCGUCCCACCCCAGAGGAGAACACAGAACCUUCUGAGACUUCCCCUCUUUCCAGGAUAACCUUCCACACACCCUCUGCUCCGGAGCGGCCCAGUACCUCGCCUAACCCACCAUCUUAUUCUGACCUCUUGUCCCAGGAUGACUCUCUGCUCUCCUCUUCUUCUCCACCCACCAGUGCUGCUCUACUGCCCCGGCCCCAAGCUGUGGGCUCUCCAGGACACCCUACCCCUGGCCCACUGGGGAUGGGCCCUGGGUUAGGGCUGGGCCUGGGCCUUGGUGCCAGCUCUAAUCCUGUUACCACUCCCAGCACCCCAUACCUUGGCAAUGGUGACGGAUCAAGCUCUGACUCGUUGGACAGACAAGCUGCAGGGCAAGAAGAUGACGAAGACGAUGAGGAUGAUGACGAAGAUGAGGACAGUAGCGAAUAUGAGAACUUAGUGAGUGAAGCCGGUCAUCCGUCAAUGGUCUCUGGCAGCAUUUUAGCACAAGGCCGACCAGCUACCCUCAGUCCGGAUGGGGAUGCUCGUGGAUCUCAGACAACAUAGAAACAUGCCAUAGGGUGUGUAUGGGACACAAAUAAGUAAUGCACCUUAAGAGGUGGGCAUCUCAAGCAAUCAAAGAUAGACAAAUAUAUACAAAAGAAGUGCCAGUCCUGAAAGUGAAAGGCAUGCACAUGUUUGUUGUCUUAGUCUGAUCUCCAUUUUAAGGGGAAACUUUGCUGGGCUUUGCAGGCUUAACAUGUGUGUCUCACUGGGGGUAAAGAAAGGGAUUUCAUUUUUCUUUCUGGAAUGGGGUCCAUCUGUGUACUUCAGUGUGGAUGUUUCAGCUCCCUUAAAGACAGGCCCUCCGUCACGCUUAAUAUAUAUUUUUGUUUCACAUUUGCACCACCAACUCUGAGCACCCAAUCUUGCACUAUUGUUUUGCCUUCUUUUAAACAAACCAUCUAAGAAAAGCAAUGGGAGAAUAGUUUGCGGCCUUUGAACAUUUUUUUAAGAAGAAGUAGGCAAAUGGUUAAGUUUUUAUUUUUUAAUUU